This is a messenger RNA of Penicillium antarcticum, 1428 nucleotides long. Its product is annotated as HesA/MoeB/ThiF family protein. NCBI's taxonomy places the organism in Eukaryota, Fungi, Ascomycota, Eurotiomycetes, Eurotiales, Aspergillaceae. The transcript has 3 exons. Gene Ontology annotation, molecular function: URM1 activating enzyme activity; adenylyltransferase activity; thiosulfate-cyanide sulfurtransferase activity. The coding region runs from base 1 to 1428 and encodes 475 amino acids. Gene Ontology annotation, biological process: protein urmylation; tRNA wobble position uridine thiolation. Gene Ontology annotation, cellular component: cytoplasm; cytosol. The record is from RefSeq and is a predicted model, not a curated record.
AUGGGCUCCCUCGAAGAAACAUGCGCAUCCCUGCGCGCCCAGAUCACAGCAACAGAGGAACAACUCGCUGGACUGAAACGCGACCUCGCGAACGCCGAACAAGCAGCGCAAUCAGACAGCGCAACCACAACAACCGCGGGAAACGAACACAACGACCGGAAUGGCCACGGACGACGGUGGCCACUGCUCCAAGAGGAAUAUAAACGAUAUGGACGACAGAUGAUUGUUUCCCAAGUUGGACUUAAAGCUGCGCAAUAUCUUGCUGGUGCUGGCGUUGGUACUAUUGGGUUGAUUGAUGGGGAUACGGUCGAGGUGUCGAAUCUGCAUCGCCAGGUGCUGCACCGGACCAAGAAUGUUGGGAAGUAUAAGGUGGAUAGUGCGAUUGAGUCGCUUCGCGAGCUUAACCCGCAUCCCACGUACAUCGCACACCGAACACACCUCAUGCCCGACGAGGCGCUUGCGAUCUUCCAGAAUUAUGAUUUAAUCCUCGACUGUACGGAUAACCCGGCAACACGUUAUUUGAUCUCGGAUACUGCAGUUCUUACCGGGAAACCGUUGGUUUCUGCGUCCGCUUUGCGGACCGAGGGCCAGCUUAUGGUGUUGAACGACCCACCCCGAGCUCCGGGUGACAAGUCUGGAGGACCGUGCUAUCGCUGUGUGUUUCCCAGGCCGCCACCGGCUGAUAGUGUAGUCAGUUGUGCUGAUGGUGGUAUCUUGGGCCCGGUUGUCGGGACUAUGGGUGUCUUGCAGGCCCUCGAGGCGAUCAAGGUCAUUACCGCGCCUGAUGCUGAUGUCGCGGGCGGUGCUGCGAGUACUCCUCGCAAUCCUCCAGCUCUGCAUGUCUUCUCUGCAUACUCGAGUCCCCUGGUCCGGACAAUUCGUCUUCGUUCGCGCCGAGCAAACUGUGCAGUGUGCUCUGCUGAGGCGACAGUCACGUUGGACACGAUCAAGUCCGGAUCGACGGACUAUGUAUUCUUUUGUGGUUCUGUAAUUUUGCCAUCAUUGCUUGGUCCCGAGGAACGUAUCUCUGCACGGGAGUAUUACGAGAAGUAUCCUGGUGUCUCCGCUGUGUCACAACCACACACGGUAAUCGAUGUGCGAGAUAAGGGACAAUUCGAAAUCUGCAGCUUGGAAAAUAGCCUUAACAUCCCUAUCUCGGAUAUUCUUGCCUCUGGGCUUACGAAGCCACAGGCGGCCGAUGCCGAGCAGGAAGCUCCGACAUUGCCUUCUUGGUUACCGUCUGAACUCGUCUCCGAGUCCAGUAAUCCGAUCUACGUUGUCUGCCGUCUAGGAAAUGACUCACAGAUUGUGGUGAAGAAGAUGAAGGAGCUAGGACUAGAUCAGAACGGACAGCGGUUUAUUGGUGAUAUCCGCGGUGGUCUACGAUCGUGGAAGGAACAGGUAGAUUCAGAGUGGCCCGAAUACUAA